Molecule: messenger RNA, 1967 nt
Organism: Carcharodon carcharias (great white shark)
Lineage: Eukaryota; Metazoa; Chordata; Chondrichthyes; Lamniformes; Lamnidae
Gene: aldocb
Product: aldolase C, fructose-bisphosphate, b
Exons: 9
Coding region: 167-1261 (364 amino acids)
Biological process (GO): glycolytic process; fructose 1,6-bisphosphate metabolic process
Cellular component (GO): cytosol
Molecular function (GO): fructose-bisphosphate aldolase activity
Source: RefSeq, a predicted model, not a curated record
UUAUUAAACCAAGGGCGGAGCGUGGAAAACCGCAUUCAGGGCUAAUCUGGCUGGGGACACGGAGCAGAACCGGAGUUGGAGUGAGAGAGACAGACAGAUACAGAGAGGGACAGAAAGAAGACGGAGUCGAUUUUGCUUUGGCCACAUACAUACACACCGUUAGAAGAUGACGCACCAAUUUCCUGCACUCACCCCUGCCCAGAAGAAGGAGUUGUCUGAUAUCGCUUUGAAGAUCACCUCCCCUGGCAAGGGCAUUCUAGCUGCUGAUGAGUCUGUGGGGAGCAUGGCCAAGCGUCUGAACCAGAUUGGCGUGGAAAACACUGAGGAGAACCGACGUGUCUACCGGCAGAUCCUGUUGACUGCUGAUGACCGAGUCAAAAAUUUUAUUGGAGGUGUCAUCUUCUUCCAUGAAACUUUGUACCAGAGCACUGAUGAUGGGACACCCUUUGUAAAUGUGAUCAAAGAUAAGGACAUUGUUGUAGGAAUCAAGGUUGAUAAAGGUGUUGUCCCCUUGGCCGGAACCAAUGGAGAAACCACCACUCAAGGUCUGGAUGGACUGUCAGAACGUUGUGCUCAGUACAAAAAGGAUGGAGCAGACUUUGCAAAGUGGCGUUGUGUCUUGAAGAUCAGUGACACAACUCCAUCCUCCCUUGCUAUCACUGAGAAUGCUAAUGUCCUGGCACGUUACGCCAGUAUCUGCCAGCAGAAUGGCAUUGUUCCCAUUGUGGAGCCUGAGAUCCUUCCUGAUGGCGACCAUGAUCUGAAGCGAUGCCAGUAUGUCACAGAAAAGGUGUUGGGGGCAGUCUACAAGGCCCUAAGUGAUCACCACAUUUAUCUGGAGGGCACUUUGUUAAAGCCCAACAUGGUGACUGCAGGCCAUGCCUGCCCCACCAAGUACAGCCCAGAGGAGGUUGCCACCUCCACAGUUACUGCGUUGCGACGCACCGUCCCACCUGCUGUCCCAGGAGUCACUUUCUUGUCUGGAGGCCAGAGCGAGGAGGAAGCCACCAUCCACCUCAAUGCCAUCAACAAAUGUCCACUGCCAAAACCGUGGGCGCUGACCUUCUCAUAUGGCCGAGCUCUACAGGCCUCUGCACUAAAUGCCUGGCGCGGGGAGCAGGACAACUUGCAGGCAGCACAAGAUGAAUUCAUGAAGCGUGCUGAGGUUAACAGUUUGGCUUCACUUGGACAGUAUGAGACAAGCGGUGAGAAUGAUGGUGCAGCUAGCCAAUCUCUCUACGUAGAAAAUCAUGCCUACUGAAAGGAAGCCACGGGAAAAUACAUAAUAAAAAAAAAAUGAAAAAAGUUUUAAAUUCUCAUUCGGCUUCUCGUGAUUAGCUGAUCCACAGCCUCUGCUACCUUGUAUAUUGUGCCCUCGCUGCCUGCAUUAUUUUGCUGUGUAGCUGAGAUUUAACCUUAGGAGUGCUGAUAGCAAUACAACAUGCCUGGUAUACUUCUCCUGGGGUUCAUGUAGUUUGACUUUACCCUCUAACGGAUAUACUGAAAUCUCAAAUAUAACAAAUGUGUUUAAUUUCUUCCCUGAAAGAUUAAAAAAGUUGUUUUAGUAUUAGCUGCCUUGCCCCUGGAUCACCUGAGCUUGUGGUGAAUAACUAAUCUCUGAAUAAUCACUUGUAGAUCACAGCUAACCUGCACUUUGCCUCUUCACAAUGUAAAUGUGUUGCUGUGGCGUCCAAAGUGAGCAUGACAACAUAGGAGGUGACUACACAACAUAUAACGGUAAUUAUAACUAACACACAAGUCAGAAUUUGUUCCAAACAAUGCUCAUUGUGUUCUCUCCCUGCCCCAGAAGAAAAAUUCACUGUUUGCAUAUUUUUGUGUGUAUUCAGAAUACUUGCAAUUACAUGGGAGCAUUGAGUGUUGUGUUCAAAAGUAUUUUGUGAUAUAUAGUUAUAUUGUACUCACUCCACAUCUGCUGGUAAAUAGUUACAAUAAAGAUAUGGAACAAA